AUGGCCCUCAGCAUGGGCACCCCCAGGUGGAGCCUGGGAGAUGCUUUUCUCUGUGUGGUUCCCCGCAGGCUAGCUGAAAUAUUGUCCUUUGCAAUUCAUGACUUCUACUCAUUUUCCGUGUAUAUGGGAGCCAAAAAAGAACCAAAUGCCUUACGAUUCGGAAAAACAGAGGCCGUCAUCAAAAACUUCAGCCCGCACUACAGGCGCCAGUACGCGGUGGCUUUCUGCAAGCAUGUGCAGGAUGAGCUGGAGCAGCACCGAGAUUCCCAGUCCCAGUUCCUGAAAACCAAGCCACCGGUGGAAGCUGGGACUGUCUUAUACGAGGCAGAGCUGCUGCAUUUUGCUGAGGAUCUGAAGAAGUGGAAGGACAGAUACGUCGUUAUCAAAAACGACUACACUGUGGAUUGCUUUGAGACUAAAGAGGCCUACCAGAAAGGAGCCAGCCCUAAAUAUCAUGUUCUUCCUGCAGGAGGCAAAGUACUGACUUCAGAAGAAGAUUACAAUUUGCUGUCUGAUAAACAUUUUCCAGAUCCUGUUGGGUCAAGUGAGAAGGAGGUCGCUCAAGCCUUCGUUCAGCUGCCGAAGGAGUUCCCGGUUUACCUGUGGCAGCCCUUCUCCCGACACAGCUACUAUUGCUUCCCAGAGCCAGAAGCUCAGAGGCAGUUCAGCGCCGUGCUGGGGGACUGUGUGAGACACUCAAACCACGAUUUUCUCAAGCAGACCACGUAUGAAGUCGAGGCGUUCUUAGAAGCCAUUCAGUUCUUCCGACAGGAGAAAGGCCACUAUGGGACAUGGGAAAUGAUAACCGGCAAUGAAAAAGAGAUCUUGAGCAACCUUGUGAUGGAGGAACUCCUGCCUAACCUUCAGACAAUGAUCCUGCCCAAAAUGAAAGGAAAGAGGAAUGAUAGGAAGCGGGCCUGGUUUGGUAUCGUAGAAGAAACAUACGGCUUAGUCCAGCAGCAGGUAUCAGAAGGAUUAAGUACCUUGAAAGAAGAAUGCAGAGAUUUUGCAAAAACUCUUGAAGGAACCAUUCGCUCAGACAUGGAUCAGAUUCUGAACUCCAAGAACUUCUUAGCUGGAAAAAUCAAAGCCACUGUUUCUGAGCCUGCCCAGAAAUGCUGCACAGAAAAUAUCCAGCCAUUUCUUGCAUCCAUAUUGGAGGAGCUCAUGGGUCCGGUGAGUUCUGGAUUCACGGAAGUCCGCUCACUUUUUGAUAAAGAAGUUAAUGAAAUCAUCCAGGACUUCCAGAAGACAAAUGAUAUCAUGAAGCUAAAGGAGAAUGUGGAUCAGCUUAUGAACCUACCAUUCAACUCUGUGAAAAUGGAGCCCUGCUAUCUGAAAGUGAACCUCCUCCAGGAGCUCCUUCAAGACCUCAAGAGUCGCUUCAAGGUCUAUCACAUUGAUUUUGUGAUUCAGAGGACACAGAACUUCAUGCAAGAGCUGAUGGAAAACGCAGUUUAUACUUUCGAGCAGUUGUUCUGUCCAAGUCACCAGGCAGACUCAGUGAAAGUUGCAACUACCAUUGAAAAAGUCAAGCUGAGAGUACUGAAGCAAUAUGAUUAUGACAGCAGCACUAUCCGGAAGAAGAUAUUUCAAGAAGCACUGGUACAGAUUACUUUGCCCACAAUGCAGAAGACACUGGCUUCAACGUGCAAACCAGAGCUGCAGAAAUACGAGCAGUUCAUUUUUGCUGAUUACACUAGCGUGAUCCAAGUAGAGAAUGUGUAUGAAGAGAUUUUAUAUCAGACACUGCUUGAAGAAACCCUGAAAGUGAUAAAAGAAGCUGCCAUUAUGAAGAAGCACAACCUCUUUGAAGAUAACUUGAAUUUGCCCUGUGAAAGCGUGUCCAGCUUAACGGACCUGAAGACCCCUUCAGGAUCAGCACAAACCACUCCUGCGAAGAAGCCUUCCACCGCCCGAGCCGAGACGUCAGACACUGAAACUCAAAGUGACGAAACGCUCAUUGUGACGGAAAAAAUUUCUUGGGAGAAGGAUGCUGACAAUAGAAAGUCAUCAGACAAAGAGGCAGUCACUUCUGUUAAUACAGCUGGUGAUCAGGCAAGCAAAAGUGAAGAAAUGGUCGUUACAGACAUCGGUGAAAUACAGGAAUCCCUUCCAGCUACCCUUACAAAACAAGAAGGUGCAGAGGAAAAAAUCGUUUUGGAGAAUGAAGACAUGGUGAAAGCUGAGUGUGUAGCGAACACUGAGAAAGAGCUUGAGACACAACAAGAAGCUGUGGAGGAAGAAGUAGCUCCUGGAACUGAAACUGCAGUGAAAGAUUUUGGAGCCAGCGCUAAAAAAGAACUUAGGGUACAUGAAGGAGCAGUGGAGGAAAAGGUAACUUCUGAGAGUCAACUGGCAACGGAUGCUGCGUUUGUCAGUGGCACUGAAAAAGAAAGCAAAGCACAGGAAGAAGUUGCUGAGAUAAAGCUGACUUCCCCACAUGAUAAUGUAGCAGAAGCAGAGAUUUUAGGGAAUGCAAAAAAGAAAAUCAAGGUAGAAAAAGAAUUAUCUCAGAGUGAAAAUGUGGUAGGAACAGGGUUUGAAGAGGCUAGUAAAAAAGAAAGCAAUGACCAAGGAGCGAGUACUGAGACAAGGGUUAUUUCCCAGGAAGAAAACACAGGGAAUGGCGGGUUUGGGGAUAAUCCUGAAAUAGAAAGCAAGUCAGAAGAAAAGAGCUGUAAAUCCCCUGACGAUGUGAAUGAGAUAAGGAGUUUGCUGAUGGUAACAGUUGAGAUAGCAGCAGAUACUCCAGCUGAGAACAUAAAGGAGAUUUGUGAAGGUGAGAGAUUAAAGUUGCAGGAGCACAAUAAAGGGAAUGACGAGUUGAGUAAAAUGGCUGUGACAGAAAUUCAAGUGAGCCAGACAAUGAUGAAUAAAGAUGCAGCAGAAUGCGCAGAGUUCAAGGAGGACCGACCAUCUUCAUCUAGUCUGGGGACAGAUGGUACGAAUUUAGAGAAUGUGUCCAAGGGGGCCUGUGGUAUAGCAAAAGCAGAGUGGCUGGUGGAAAGCUCAGAUACACCUCAGGAGGCAAACGCAGAGGUGGAUAUCAAGCAAAGCGUUUGGUAUACAGGUGUGGGAAGCUGCCAAAGUGAUAGACUGCAGCCAGAGGAACACACUGAAAAUGUGUCUGAAGGCAAAAUAUUAGAUGGGGAGGAAGGAGGAGCAGGGAAUAGCCAUGCCGUCCCAGUGGAGGUGUUUGCAAAUGGAUAG
Pygoscelis adeliae (Adelie penguin) is the source of this 3213-nucleotide messenger RNA. RefSeq names its product family with sequence similarity 129, member A (gene NIBAN1). The coding region runs from base 1 to 3213 and encodes 1070 amino acids. The record is from RefSeq and is a predicted model, not a curated record. Lineage: Eukaryota; Metazoa; Chordata; Aves; Sphenisciformes; Spheniscidae. The transcript is spliced from 16 exons.